This is a messenger RNA of Aspergillus calidoustus, 2310 nucleotides long. The record is from the annotation of a GenBank genome assembly. Lineage: Eukaryota; Fungi; Ascomycota; Eurotiomycetes; Eurotiales; Aspergillaceae.
AUGGCCGACUCCGCCCUUGUUGACCACUCCCCCCACCAUCCCACCAGAGCGGCACAGCUCAAGACCGCUUCGAAUGUUAUUUUGAUUGACAACUACGACUCUUUCACUUGGAAUGUUUACCAGUACCUGGUCUUGGAAGGCGCCACGGUGAAUGUCGUUCGCAACGAUGAAAUCACACUGGAAGAACUAAUUGCCAGGAAACCUUCCCAUCUGGUGGUUAGCCCUGGCCCCGGCCACCCCGAGGCCGACGCCGGUAUCAGCAACGCCGCAAUCCAGCACUUUGGAGGAAAGAUACCCGUAUUUGGCGUGUGCAUGGGCCAACAAUGCAUCAUCUACUCGUUCGGCGGCAAAGUCGAUGUCACGGGAGAGAUUCUGCAUGGCAAGACGUCCGUACUGAAACAUGACAGUAAGGGCGUCUACGAAGGACUCGCCCCAUCGGUUGUCAUUACUCGAUACCAUUCCCUAGCAGGAACUCAUUCCACAGUGCCUGAAUGUCUGGAAGUGACUUCCUAUGCGCAGCUUGGUGAAGAUGCCAACAAAACCGUUAUAAUGGGUGUACGGCACAAGAAGUUUGCGGUCGAGGGCGUUCAAUUCCACCCCGAGAGUAUCCUAACAGAGCAUGGACGGACCAUGUUCCGGAAUUUCCUCAAGUUGACCGCUGGAACUUGGGAGGGCAAUGGCAAGGAUGUCGCCCAGCAGAGCAAUUUCGCCGCCGCCGCUACCCAGAAUUCCGCGAAGACGGAUAAAAAGAAGUCUAUCCUAGACAAGAUCUAUGACCACCGGAAAGCGGCCGUCGCCAUUCAAAAGACCAUUCCGUCUCAGCGGCCAUCUGACCUUCAGGCCGCCUACGACCUGAACGUUGCCCCACCCCAAAUCUCAUUUCCGGCACGCCUCAGGCAAUCAGCGUAUCCUCUGUCUUUGAUGGCGGAAAUAAAGCGCGCUUCCCCUUCGAAAGGAAUGAUUGCAGAGCAUGCGUGCGCCCCAGCCCAGGCUCGACAAUAUGCCAAGGCCGGUGCCAGCGUCAUCUCUGUUCUUACUGAGCCAGAAUGGUUCAAGGGUAGCAUUGAUGACCUACGGGCUGUGCGGCAAAGCCUGGAAGGGUUGACUCACAGGCCCGCCGUCUUGCGAAAAGAGUUCGUUUUUGAUGAAUACCAGAUCUUAGAAGCUCGCCUGGCUGGUGCAGAUACCGUGCUACUCAUUGUGAAGAUGCUUGACACGGAGUUGCUGACAAGACUUUACCGUUACUCUCAAAGUCUUGGGAUGGAGCCUCUCGUUGAGGUCAACACUCCAGAAGAGAUGAAGAUCGCCGUUGAUCUCGGCGCUCAGGUUAUCGGUGUCAACAACAGAGACUUGACAAGCUUUGAGGUCGAUCUUGGCACCACUAGCCGGCUCAUGGACCAGGUACCCGAGAGCACCAUUGUCUGUGCACUCAGCGGCAUUUCUGGACCCAAGGAUGUGGAAGCCUAUAAGAAGGAUGGCGUGAAAGCCAUCCUCGUUGGAGAGGCGCUUAUGCGCGCUUCAGAUACUGCAGCUUUCGUUGCCGAGCUUUUGGGAGGAGAGUCUAAGAAACCCCUCUUAAAGUCGCAAAGCUCGCCUCUGGUCAAGAUCUGUGGCACCCGAACCGAAGAAGGUGCUCGUGUGGCAAUUGAAGCUGGCGCAGAUUUAAUUGGCAUCAUAUUAGUCGAAGGCCGCAGACGAACUGUCCCCGAUGAUGCUGCUUUGCGUAUAUCCGAAGUAGUGCAUUCAACACCGCGACCCGUUUCCUCCUCUUCAUCACCUCAAGGAGAUUCAAACGCCACAUCGGUAGACUGGUUCGAUCAUUCUUCCAACAAUUUACGCCAUCCCACUCGCGCUCUACUAGUGGGAGUAUUCCUCAAUCAGCCGUUGUCAUACGUCCUCUCUCAACAACGAAAGUUAGGACUUGACGUCGUACAAUUACACGGGUCCGAACCCCUUGAGUGGUCUAGGCUGAUUCCAGUUCCAGUCAUUCGCAAGUUUGGCCUCGAUGAAUUCGGCAUCGCCCGAAGAGCCUACCAUACAUUGCCGUUACUAGAUUCUGGCUCGGGGGGCUCGGGUGAGUUACUAGACCAAUCGCGUGUUAAAAAGGUGCUAGACUCCGAUGACGGGCUACGAGUCAUCCUAGCUGGUGGAUUAGAUCCGACCAACGUGGACGAGAUUCUCAAGCAGCUUGGAGAGUUCAGGAAUAAGGUGGUUGGUGUUGAUGUCAGUUCAGGCGUUGAGACCAAUGGUGCUCAAGAUUUAGACAAGAUCCGCGCAUUCGUACAGACGGUAAAAGGUCUCGCUCAGUGA